Molecule: messenger RNA, 300 nt
Organism: Histoplasma capsulatum G186AR
Lineage: Eukaryota; Fungi; Ascomycota; Eurotiomycetes; Onygenales; Ajellomycetaceae
Exons: 1
Coding region: 1-300 (99 amino acids)
Source: RefSeq, a predicted model, not a curated record
AUGGCCCCCGGCUGGGCAGAGCAGCUUCCAAAUUUAACAAUUCAGGCUUUUGCCUCUUUGCCCUUCCUUAUUGCCAAGAUCUUCUGUUGGUUGUUGUGUGUGGCUGCCGCUAAAGAAAAUCAACGAAGCGAGGAAUGGGGCCGGUCCUGUAAAAACAGCGGCCCAAGCCUCGAGCGGAGACAUCAAGAACCUGGAGAAAUAGAUCUGGCGCGGGGCAAAACAUGGCUUCAUAUGGAUGAGGGGAUCAGGACUAUCGGGAUGAACGAAGAAACACAGCGAGAAGACAAGGGAAAUAAAUGA